GCGCGCAGAGGAAGCGCCCGGUGCGCGGUGGGGGUUUGACGAGCCGCUGGCGCUGCUGAUGGCGGCGGAGGGAGCGCAGGGAGGAGGGCAGACGCUCCAGACCAGGCCCCGCAGUCACACACCGACCAGAGCCGCGCACCCAGCCCGACGCACGGAGCCGCAGAGCCGCAGAGCCGAGUCCAGGUCCACGGAGCUGAUGUAGUUGGCGUACGUCCUGCUCCUCGCCACCAGCUGCAGACGUCAUCCGGCCGACAAACAAGCUGCUCGAUUAGUCCUGGUUUAGUCCUGGUUUAGUCCUGGUUUUAGACAUUGAUCAGGUCUUGAUUUGGACCUAGCUUAACCUUUCUUUAGCUUUAGCUUUAGCUGUUUUUUAUAUUCAGUUGACACAUUUUCCUCACUAAAAUCCUAUAAACAUAAUAAAAAGUGAGGAUUUCGAUCUUGAGCUGCUUGGAGACACAGCGGAGGCCUUGCUAGGGCCUUUAGCGGUCCGUUAGCGGUCCGCGCGGGAUUAGCCGUAGCCGUGGCGUAGAGUAGCUGCAGGAGAAGCGGGGGUGUGAUGGAGUACCACUCCGGUGGUAGCCUGCCCCUGCUGGGGAGACCGCGCUACUGCCCCGGUGCUAACGCUAAUGGAGGCUACCUGUGUGAGACGGGACACUGCUGCGGCGAGAGCGGCUGCUGCACGUACUACUACGAGCUCUGGUGGUUCUGGCUGCUCUGGACGGUUCUGAUCCUGUUCAGUUGCUGCUGCGCUUAUCGCCAUCGCAGAGCCAAACUCAGAGUCCAACAGCAGCAGAGACAAAGAGACAUCAGCCUCCUCGCCUACCAGGGGGCCUCCUCUUUCCCCUCCUCCAUGCUGGACCUGAGUUUCUUGGCGUCCCUGAAGUUGCCGUCGUACGAGGAGGUGGCGGCGCAGCCCUCCACCCCUCCUCCUCCGUACAGCUCCGUGUUCACCGCUCCCCGAUACCCGCAACCCCCCCGCACCACCGACCCCCACCUCCUCACCCAGCACCCAGGGACCCCGCUCCACCGGCCCCUGCAGCCCCUGAGCGACGGGCCGUCCUCGCUCAGCUCCGACAACAGCUCCAGCUGCUCCUGUGACUCCUGCUGCCCGUCCUCCCCGUGUAGCUCCUCCCUCUCUGCGCCCGUCACCUACGAGACAGACACAAGCCACACCUCCACGCCCAGCGAAGCCACGCCCCUUGCCCUGGACUCCGUCACCAUGGAGAUGAUCAGCGCGGCCGCCACUCGCCUGGAGCUGCCCCAGGGCAAGACGGACGACUCUGCCGCGGUCACCAUUUUAAUCGAGGAAACCGAUCCGGUAGCCGCAACAGAAAGCGUCGCCGUUGUUGCUGCCGGAUCCGCGUCACCUUUGGAAACAAUAGCCUCGCCCAAUUCGGAUGCUACGUUUCCGGUUGGGAUUACGCCGCCGAUAAAGCAACAACUGGACAUCAAAACAGUUACAACCAAUCCGACUUCUUGUCCUCAGAGCACAGAAAAUUCAAAAUCCAGCUCGCCAACGACUAGCCCUCCAGCUAGCUUAAACGUAACAAGAACUUUUGAUAGCACCACCAGCCACAAACAGCCAAGGACUCUUAACCUAAUACUAGACUCUAUGGGCGGGAACACGGACACAAACCCAAGUUUAGUCCCGAUUUCGGUCUCCCCGCAGAAUCCAAACAGACCUAUUUUAUCUGAUGAGACUUGCACGUCCAAAUCAGAUUCCAAAACUCCAGAAACUACCCCCGCCAACUCAUCUCCCACAAGAACUUUACAUUUAUUUGCCGACUCGAAUGCCACAAAUCCUGACCAGCCUAUGAUCCCGUCACCUCCAAGCCAAGGAAUUUCCCAUUUUUCUACCAAACCAGCUGGAGAAACUUCAGAAUUAGACACAAAAACAUCUAAUAUCACACAACAACAUGAUAAAGUUACGUGUUUCGUCAAAGGGCCAAGCAAAACUUCGGGAAUUACAAGCCCAGCACCUACAAACGAAGUUGACGUUACUAACAACCAUCAAGACACGUUUGGGUCUUGCAAACUAACUGCAGAACUGGUGAAAUCAACAGAAACGGUAGCUACAAAUGUUGACCAAAAAAGUGAUAACGUAGAUACAAGCACUUUACAAAAUUCAGGUAUUUUGCGGGCACCCAAAACAUUACUCGAACUCGCUUCUUCUCGCCCAGAAACUGCAGACAAACUUGAACCUAAAGUUGCAACGAAAGCUGUAACUCCUCCGCCAGUUCCUGAAACGCUAAAUUUAACUGAAAAGCCAAGUUCAACCGAUGCGGAUUCGAAAAUUCAGUCUCCGACGGUUCGCCAAACUCUAGAAAUCGCCACAGUUUCCCCAGUUUCAAUAUCCACACCAGAUCACGCCAACUUGGACUGUCCUGUUUCACCUUUGUCCCAAGACGUUGCCUCGAAGGAGUUGAGUUGCCAAGAAAGCACUGCAUCGAGUUUGGGUUUUUACAAAGACCCAAGUUUUAAUUCAAAAGCUAAGUCGGACUUAACCUUAGCUUCUGAUAUUCUUUGGUCGACGUUUGAUAGAAAAACUGAGGAUGUGUCAGACGAGAAAACGUUGUCGAAAUCGCUCCCGACGGAGUCCGCCUUGAGUUUAGGCGUCUCCCAGUCGCAUAGCCUUAAUUUGCAGCACUCUUUUGCAAAUUUGCCGGUCAAAAACGAAAAUUCAAAUUCUUUUUUCCCCGCAAUUACAAUCCAAGCAGAUCCUCCGUCUUUCACGACCUCACCUUCUUCACCUUCCUCGAUACCUUCGCCUUCCCUUCCCUCUCCGCCGGGUUCCAUGUUGCUGUUGGACCCUCUCGCCGCUCUCCACGUGUCUGAGAAAAGCGCCGCGUCUUCGGGUCACGCUUCGUCUCUGUCCCCCUCUCCGCGGAACACGCAGUCUCCGCCCAAACAAACCCUAUUCUCGCCGUGCGUAGACGUUUUCGAACCCGUGAACCCCAACUGGGACGACGAGGAGUCCGAGGAGCAGGCCGACGAAGAGUACUGCGAGGAUAGCGACGUAGCGGCGGACGAAAGCCAAUACCGACACAGAAGGUUAACGGGGGAUUCGGGUAUCGAAGUUUGCCGUUGCCGAGUUGAAGACGAAGACGACGACGACGAUGAGAAGGAGGAGCUGAAACAAGAUGGCGGCAAAGACGGAGGAGAGAAGAAGUUAUUCGUCGGCAGUGCGGAGCUUCACGACAGCGUGGAUUGUCCGGUGAGGAGCCAAAAGGGCGGAGACGACUUAAGUUUGUGUAACACGGAAACGACGCAGGGUCCGGAUGAGAAAGUGGUGAUUUCUGUUGAAACUGUGUAAUCUGGAAAAACAAAGGGCACGAAACGAUUGUAAAUGAGGGAUUAUUCUUUAUCGGAUUCAUGGGAAAUGGGAAAACAACAAUAUUAAAUGAGUUUAAUUAACAGUUUCAUCUUGAUAAGUGGAUUUUGGACUGGUUUUAUAAAUGAUAAAUAUUGUUGGUCACUUAAAAUAAGAGAUGGAAAGUACUGUUAAGAAAAAGUACUACUUAGACUUCCCAUAAUUUGGGAUUUGGGGGAUUUUUAAAUGCACCGUUUCAUUAAAAGACACAAGCAGCAACAAAUCAACACCAGAAUGAACCAAUAAUUCGUCCGAAAAAGGUUAUUAUUCACUUAUUCUCACUCCACAGCUCAAAUCUGAUCAUAUUACAACAAAAAUACCACAAAUUUACCUCAAUACUUAAAUAUCGAGGCCCAAAAUACACUGCUCUAAGUUUGAAAUACUGAACGAUAAGUUGAUGUAGUGAUUAUUAUUCACAAAUCCACCCAGUUUAAGAGUCUAACCGUUUAAUUUUGUUUCCAUUAUAAUGAAAAACUAAAUAAUAAAUAAUAAAUAAUUGCACUUUUUUAAGAAUUUUGCCUUGACCUGUCAGUAUUUCCAGUACUUUUUCUGACUUUAAGUGCAACAAUGUGUAUUUUUACUGUGGUCAAACAGAUCGGACACAGAUUUAGUUCAAACUGGUUUAAAUUAUUGGUUUAAUAUUGUUGUUUUCUCAUAAUUCAAGUGUGUUCAUUCGCUCUGCUGUUUUAUUUACAUCUAUAGUUUUGUUUUUGGUUUGAUUAUUUAGACGUCAUAAGUUUUAUCGAAAAUGGAAACUCUCUUUUACAAAUUGACUGACCUGAGUGAACUUUAUAGAAGUUUAACAAAAUAUUCUGGACUUUUGGUUUGUACAAAAGGUGUUAAAAAAAAGAGGCAAAUACAAGACGCAAGACAAUAUCAAAUACCGUGACUGAGUGUGACGUCACCACAGCUUCAGCUCCAACUGCAGCUCAUCGUUGCUAGCAUAGCGGCUAAUCUGGAGACGAGCUUCAUAUUUCGAUUUCGAACAUUUAAGACCAAAACGACGAGUCUGACAGUAACAGUUACAGAGAGAGUGGACACAGUUGUUCAAUAGAAAGUGAAUUGGAGUCAGAGUCGACGGAGCAGGAAGUGCGUCCACGCUCACUUCCUGUUUGGAGCGCGGUGGCUAGCAGGUUAGCUACGUCCAUUUAUGUAAACAGUCUAAGAUGGAGUCUAAACUGGUUCUUAAACGGGACGAAAUCUGGUUUAAAUCUGCAGCUAAACAGCCUAAACUGUUCAAUUUUUAAACCACUACUGCGCAAAAUCACUUUAUUCAAAUUAAAACGUCAAAAUGUGCAGAAAAAGUUUAAAAUCUAUUCCUAAAAUGACAAUAACCUGCUGGAAUGUGGCUGGAUCUUGCCUUGAGUUUUGACGCCUCUAAAUGUUUCAGUCGUUAGUUAUAAGUUCAAGACCAUUUUUAUCGAAAAUUGAUCAAAUUAAAACCCGUUCGAGCUUUUCAAACACAUCUACCAUCAACUUCCCUUAUGGCUUUGUGUCAGAUGCCCUCCCAUGUGCAGUAAAAUAAGGCAGAUUUUGUGUUGGUUGGAAAAUGAUCGCACGAUUCCAGAUUAAAUCCAGACUUAAUUUAAAUCAGGUUCAGUAUUUUUUGGAUUUUCGUUUUGCAGAUUCCUCAAAUUCCCAAACGUGAGAACCCUGGACCUGUUGUCAUUUCUAUUAUUAACACCAGGGGGGCACGUACCACCGUUUGAGACCCGGUGGAGUUUGUGACGCACAGAAUUAGUCAAAAACAGUGACUGGUUUUGUUUGUAUUUUGGACACGAGCGUAGGAGCAGCAGUUAGACAUCGGGUUAUUAUCGUCCUCAGUGGAAGUUAAACAAAGGAUUUCUGACGUGAAAAACUGACAAAGAGGCGACUUUUUGUGUCUCUUUUGGAUAAUCGUGCGGCGUCGGGGCUUUUUAAAGAGCGCGGCGGAGAAAACGGCGGCAGAAUUAGCUCAUAAAGACGUUUUUUGAGAUGAUUCAUGGUUAAUAUCUCUGUAAUUCCUGAAACUAAAACUGACACAAAGCUCUACGUUCUCCUCCUAAAGAUGAUCCAUGGAACUUUUCCGGCGGAGGGGUCUGUCACCUGCUCGUCUCCAUGGAGAUGUUACUGCUUUAUUUACCUGGAAUGUCUCACAGUGUGGCUUUAAACGUGUCUGUCCCGCGUUUACUCAAUUCCAGGUGUUUUGUUCGCUCAUAAAUGUCGUGGAAAAACGUGUGUCCUUACUGUGAGUGGGCUCGCCUCUCUACAGAUCUGGCCUGUAACACGACCCCCGGGGUGUGUGUACUGCUAGUUUCCAUGGGGAUAGAUGAAUUUAAUGCCAUACCGUGGAACAUUUCGCUCCACGGAGAUGAGCAGACGAGCAGGUUCCAUCGCGAAGUUGCCAAAAUUAAAGACGAUAAACUGGGAGAUGUUUUUAAAAGUUCUUAAAAUGGCGGGUCCUCCUUCACCUCCUUCUCCUCCUUCUUCACCUCCUUCUUCUCCUCCUUCUUCACCUCCUUCUCCUCCUCCUCGCUCUGUGACUUUACUUUCACUGAAUCCAACCAGUACAAAAGUAGAAGUGUGAUUCCAUAGACUUUCUGUGGGUAUUUUCCGACAAAUGAUAUAUUUUGUGAAGUGAUUUGAAAGUGAAUAGCAAUAUUUUUCAUGAGCAAUUGUGUAAAUACAGAGUUUGGUCUCGUGGAGCGACACCGAAAACGCUUUAAAUAAAUAUACGGCGCCGUCCACUGCAGCGGGACAGGUCAGACGUUAAAGGUUUUAAAAAUGUAAAAAAAAAACUAAAAUAUUUUAAUAUUUAGAAAAAAUUUAAAUUGAAAAAAAUAUUACGGUCGUGAUGAAUUCCCCUGAACUAAUUAUUGUAAAUCUACUUUUUAUCUUAGUUAAUCCUGUUUUAGUUCUGGUCUAAUCCCUGAGUAAGAUUCUGCUUUAGUCCUUUAAGACCCUGGUUUAGUCCUGGUUUAG
Periophthalmus magnuspinnatus is the source of this 6331-nucleotide messenger RNA. RefSeq names its product mucin-2-like. NCBI's taxonomy places the organism in Eukaryota, Metazoa, Chordata, Actinopteri, Gobiiformes, Gobiidae. The transcript has 5 exons. The record is from RefSeq and is a predicted model, not a curated record. The coding region runs from base 557 to 3313 and encodes 918 amino acids.